Coregonus sp. 'balchen' is the source of this 30679-nucleotide messenger RNA. NCBI's taxonomy places the organism in Eukaryota, Metazoa, Chordata, Actinopteri, Salmoniformes, Salmonidae. The record is from the annotation of a GenBank genome assembly.
AUGGAGGAGGAGAUAGAGGUGGAGAGCAGCAGUGAUGUGGGUCCGUCAGGGUCUGGGAUGGAGGAGCCGUCAGAGAGCGGUAUGGGGAUGGAGUCGUCGGAGGCCAUGUCUGCAGACAGCAGCGAUGCAGCAGCCCCGCAUGCCUCCCACCGCCACCACCACAGCCAGCACCACCAUGGGCACCGUCACCACAGCCAGGCCCCAGAGUCAGACUGCCAUGUGGGACAAAGCUCAGAGGGUGUCCUGGUAAGAACAACAACACUAUCUGAACUGUUCAGAAUCCUCAAACUUUUUAUUGCUAUUCGACAUCAAAUCAAAUUUUAUUCGUCACAUGCUUUGUAAACAACAGGUGUAGACUAACAGUGAAAUGCUUACUUACGGGGCCCUUCCCAACGAUGCAGAGAGAAAGAAAAUAGAGAAAUUAUAGAAAAGUAAAACAUGUAAUAAUAGAUACACAAUGUGUAACGAUAACUUGGCUAUAUACACGGGGUACCAGUACCGAGCCGAUGUGCAGGGGUACGAGAUAAUUGAGGUAGAUAUGUACAUAUAACUAGGAAUAAAGUGACGGAUAGUAAACGGUAGCAGCAGCGUAUGUGAUGCGUCAAAAAAGUUAGUGCAAAAAGGGUCAAUGCAGAUAGUUAACCAAAUAGCUACCCGGACUAACUAUUUAGCAGUCUUAUGGCUUGGGGGUUAAAAGCUGUUCAGGGUCCUGUUGGUUCCAGACUUGGUGCAUUGAUAUCGCUUGCUGUGCGGAGAAAAGUCUAUGACUUGGCUGGAGUCUUCAACAAUUUUUAGGGCCUUCCUCUGGCACUGCCAGGUAUAGAGUUCCUGGAUGGCAGGGAGCUCGGCCCCAGUGAUGUACUGGGGCAUACACACCACCGUCUGUAGCACCAUGCGGUCGGAUGCCAAACAGUUUCCAUACCAAGCGGUGAUGCAGCCAGUCAAGAUGCUCUCAAUGGUGCAGCUGUAGAACUUUUUGAGGAUCUGAGGGCCCAUCUCAAAUCUUUUCAGCUUUUUGAGGGAGAAGAGGCGUUGUCGUGCUUUCUUCACAACUUUAUAGUGUGUUUGGACCAUGAUAUAACCUACAAGAGAUAAAAACAUUCAAUCUGUAAUGGUAAUACAAGGGAAGCCUGUGUGUUUGCAAUGAUAAUCAUAAUACAUUUUAUAAAGCGCUUUUCAAGGAUUCAAAGACUCUUCUAUGUUUGAAUGCCUCGGUAGGGGCUCCGGUAAUACAUUUUUUUGUUAGUGUCCAUCUCCCUGCCUCUCACCCGUGUUUCUGUGUUUCCAGGUGUUCCUACCAGAGACUAGCUCCAGUACGGACGUCACCCACCAUAGAGCCACCGUCCACCUCCCAGACUCCUCCUCUGUGGCCCAGUCCACCAGCGUCUCCACUGUUACCCAGUCCAUCCUGGUGUCCGGGUCGGCCCAGGUAAGCAUCUCUAAUAUUCAAGAGCACCCUGGUUGACCCCCAUAGCCAGCCUAGUUACCGGCCUAGCUACCAGCCGUACUAGCUACCAGCCUAGCUAUCAGUCGGCCUAGUUACCAGCCUUACUAGUUACCAGCCUAGCUACCAGCCGUACUAGCUACCAGCUGUACUAGUUACCAGCCUAGCUACCAGCCAUACUAGCUACCAGCCUUACUAGUUACCAGCCGUACUAGUUACCAGCCUAGCUACCAGCCGUACUAGUUACCAGCCUUACUAGUUACCAGCCGUACUAGUUACCAGCCUAGCUACCAGCCGUACUAGUUACCAGCCGUACUAGUUACCAGCCGUACUAGUUACCAGCCGUACCUGCUACCAGCCGUACCUGCUACCAGCCGUACUAGCUACCAGCCGUACUAGCUACCAGCCAGCCUAGCUACCAACCAGCCUAGUUACCAGCCGUACUAGCUACCAGCCGUACUACUUACCAGCCUAGCUACCAGCCUAGCUACCAGCUGUACUAGUUACCAGCCAUACUAGUUGCCAGCCUAGCUGCCAGCCAUACUAGCUACCAGCCGUAUUUGACAGGCAACGGGUGGCAGCCCAAGCUGGUUAACAGGCAGAGCUAACUGAGCUAGAGAUUAAAUUGAACACCGCUUACUGCAUUGCCAAAGAGGAGAUGGCUUUUACUUACCCAUAAAAAGAAUGGAUUACAAUUCAACCCGACAUAUGGAAACGAGUGGUCUUGCGCAAAAGUUAUUGGCACCGUAGCGUACACUAUCCGGGAAGCGUGUUAGUGCUAUCCGGAAUCCUUGGGACGUCCCUACUCUAACCAUAAAGGCAUGUCGUUUUUUUUAGCUACAUUCUAGAUCAAAGAAAUUGAUUAGUUAUUGUGAGAGGAGACUAGACCUUUAUUUCAUUAUCCAAGUAAAUCAAACCAAUUUUUAUUCGUCACAUACACAUACAGUACCAGUCAAAAGUUUAGACACACCUACUCAUUCAUGGGUUUUUCUUUAUUUUUUAAAAUUUUUACAUUGUAGAAAAAUAGUGAAGACAUUAAAACUAUGAAAUAACACAUAUGGAAUCAUGUAGUAACCAAAAAAGUCUUAAACUAAUCUAAAUAUAUUUUAUAUUUGAGAUUCUUCAAAAAGCCACCCUUUGCCUUGAUGACAGCUUUGCACACUCUUGGCAUUCUCUCAACCAACUUCAUGAGGAAUGCUUUUCCAACAGUCUUGAAGGAGUUCCCACAUAUGCUGAGCACUUAUUGGCUGCUUUUCCUUCACUCUGCCGUCAUACUCAUCCCAAACCAUCUCAAUUGGGUUGAGGUCGGGGGAUUGUGGAGGCCAGGUCAUCUGAUGCAGCACUCCAUCACUCUCCUUCUUGGUAAAAUAGCCCUUACACAGCCUGGAGGUGUGUUGAGUCAUUGUCUGUUGAAAAACAAAUGAUAGUCCCACUAAACCCAAACCAGAUGGGAUGGCGUAUCGCUGCAGAAUGCUGUGGUAGCCAUGCUGGUUAAGUGUGCCUUGAAUUCUAAAUAUAUCACACAGUUUCACCAGCAAAGCACCACCACACCAUAACACCUCCUCCUCCAUGCUUUACGCUGGGAACUACACAUGUGGAGAUCAUCCGUUCACCCACACCACGUCUCACAAAGACACGGCGGUUUGAACCAAAAAUCUCACAUUUGGACUCCAGACCAAAGGACAAAUUUCCACCGGUCUAAUGUCCAUUGCUCGUGUUUCUUGGCCCAAUUUUCCGUAUUGACUGACCUUCAUGUCUUAAAGUAAUGAUGGACUGUCGUUUCUCUUUGCUUAUUUGAGCUGUUCUUGCCAUGAUAUGGACUUGGUCUUUUACCAAAUAGGGCUAUCUUCUGUAUAAUGAAAUACCCCCCUACCUUGUCACAUUUUAAAUUUAAAUUUUCGCCAUUUAGCAGACGCUCUUAUCCAGAGCGACUUACAAAUUGGUGCAUUCACCUUAUGAUAGCCAGUGGGACAACCACUUUACAAUAUUUAUAUAUAUAUUACUUUUUUUGGGGGGUGGGGUAAGGGGGGGUAGAAGGAUUACUUUAUCCUAUCCCAGGUAAUCCUUAAAGAGGUGGGGUUUCAAGUGUCUCCGGAAGGUGGUGAGUGACUCCGCUGUCCUGGCGUCGUGAGGGAGCUUGUUCCACCAUUGGGGUGCCAGAGCAGCGAACAGUUUUGACUGGGCUGAGUGGGAACUGUGCUUCCGCAGAUGUAGGGGGGCCAGCAGGCCAGAGGUGGAUGAACGCAAUGCCCUCGUUUGGGAGUAGGGACUGAUCAGAGCCUGAAGGUACGGAGGUGCCGUUCCCCUCACAGCUCCAUAGGCAAGCACCAUGGUCUUGUAGCAGAUGCGAGCUUCAACUGGAAGCCAGUGGAGUGUGCGGAGGAGCGGGGUGAUGUGAGAGAACUUGGGAAGGUUGAACACCAGACGGGCUGCGGCGUUCUGGAUGAGUUGUAGGGGUUUAAUGGCACAGGCAGGGAGCCCAGCCAACAGUGAGUUGCAGUAAUCCAGACGGGAGAUGACAAGUGCCUGGAUUAGGACCUGUGCCGCUUCCUGUGUAUGGCAGGGUCGUACUCUGCGAAUGUUGUAGCGGCAGAGUAAUCCAGACGGGAGAUGACAAGUGCCUGGGAUUAGUGAUCAGCAGGGAGUUGAAGGUGGCAAAGAGCUUCCUAGGGUUAGAGGCAGAUGCUUGGAAUUUACAGUGGACACAACACACCUGAUUGGCUCAAAUGCAUUAAGAAGGAAAUGCAUUCCACAAAUUAACUUUUAAGAAGGCACACCUGUUAAUUGAAAUGCAUUCCAGGUGACUACCUCAUGAAGAUGGUUGAGAGAAUGCCAAGCGUGUGCAAAGCUGUCAUCAAGGCAAAGGGUGGCUAUUUGAAGAAUCUCAAAUAUACAAAAUAUUUGAUUUGUUUAACACUUUUUUUGGUUACUACAUGAUUCCAUAUGUGUUAUUUCAUAGUUCUGAUGUCUUCACUAUUAUUGUACAAUGUAAAAAUAAAGAAAAACCCAUGAAUGAGUAGGUGUGUCCAAACCUUUGACUGGUAGUGUAUUUAGCAGAUGUUAUUGCGGGUGUAGUGAAAUGCUUGUGUUCCUAGCUCCAACAGUGCAGUAUUAUUUAACAAUUCACAACAAUACGCACAUAUCUAAAGUAAAAGAAUGGCAUUAAGAAAUAUAUAAAUAUUAAGUAUCAGUUCAUAGUCAUCACGUUGCCCUAUUACAACAUUAAUAUAUUAGCUACAUAGUUUUGUAUUAUUAUCUGUUAGCUGAAUGCCGUAAUGGAUAACAGUUUAGAGUUGCAUUUGCACUGUUAAAUACAAUAAAAGUUAUGUUUUAAUCACCUAUGUAAAUACAUUUGCUGUUGCGUUUUUUUAAUACAAUCCAAUGUUCUGUUUUGUAUGUUACAUUUGUUUGUCCAAAACAAAUUAUCUAUGUACAGUAAAUACAGUGGGGGAAAAAAGUAUUUAGUCAGCCACCAAUUGUGCAAGUUCUCCCACUUAAAAAGAUGAGUGAGGCCUGUAAUUUUCAUCAUAGGUACACGUCAACUAUGACAGAGAAAUGGAGGGGGAAAAAAUCCAGAAAAUCACAUUGUAGGAUUUUUUAUGAAUUUAUUUGCAAAUUAACAAAUAACAAUGCCUACCAUCAGUAACACACUACGCCGCCAGGGACUCAAAUCCUGCAGUGCGAGACGUGUCCCCCUGCUUAAGCCAGUACAUGUCCAGGCCCGUCUGAAGUUUGCUAGAGUGCAUUUGGAUGAUCCAGAAGAGGAUUGGGAGAAUGUCAUAUGGUCAGAUGAAACCAAAAUAUAACUUUUUGGUAAAAACUCAACUCGUCGUGUUUGGAGGACAAAGAAUGCUGAGUUGCAUCCAAAGAACACCAUACCAACUGUGAAGCAUGGGGGUGGAAACAUCAUGCUUUGGGGCUGUUUUUCUGCAAAGGGACCAGGACGACUGAUCCGUGUAAAGGAAAGAAUGAAUGGGGCCAUGUAUCGUGAGAUUUUGAGUGAAAACCUCCUUCCAUCAGCAAGGGCAUUGAAGAUGAAACGUGGCUGGGUCUUUCAGCAUGACAAUGAUCCCAAACACACCGCCCGGACAACGAAGGAGUGGCUUCGUAAGAAGCAUUUCAAGGUCCAGGAGUGGCCUAGCCAGUCUCCAGAUCUCAACCCCAUAGAAAAUCUUUGGAGGGAGUUGAAAGUCCGUGUUGCCCAGCGACAGCCCCAAAACAUCACUGCUAUAGAGGAGAUCUGCAUGGAGGAAUGGGCCAAAAUACCAGCAACAGUGUGUGAAAACCUUGUGAAGACUUACAGAAAACGUUUGACCUGUGUCAUUGCCAACAAAGGGUAUAUAACAAAGUAUUGAGAAACUUUUGUUAUUGACCAAAUACUUAUUUUCCACCAUAAUUUGCAAAUAAAUUCAUAAAAAAUCCUACAAUGUGAUUUUCUGGAGAAAAAAAAUCUAAUUUUGUCUGUCAUUGUUGACGUGUACCUAUGAUUAAAAUUACAGGCCUCUCUCAUCAUUUUAAGUGGGAGAACUUGCACAAUUGGUGGCUGACUAAAUACUUUUUUCCCCCCACUGUAGGUUUGCAGUUGCACUUUUGAGUACAAUUACUAAAAUAUAUUUUAAUUCUAAUGUUUUGCCCACUGCCUAGUGAUGCGUUCUACAUCAAGCCAACAACUGAUGACAAUUUAAGAAUGAUGGGACAGUCGUUUGCAGUAAAAAAAAUAAAAUGGAAUGGGGCUUCUUACUUUUUGAAGUUAGGAGCACCAGUGCUAAAAAUGACAAAAGUUAAUAACUGUUUGUAUUACACUUGCACUUGUCUUUUUCUUCCUAGCGUUGAUUUGGCUAAUAGUCAGUGACAUUCAACACAGCUAAGUCGCUUUGGUUAAAAGCGUCUGCUAAACGGCAAAUGGUAUUACAGGUGACGGUCCACUCCAGUGCGGCGGGGUCAGACUGCGGGGGCAUGAUGGUGUCCGACUCCACCGCCUCCACCUCCACAGACCUGGGAUCAGCCAUAGACAAGAUCAUAGAGUCCACCAUCGGACCUGGUGAGGGAAUGAAAACCUUUUUUCCCCCAGCAAGGGAAUUUAAUUCCUAGCGUCAUGAAAAUAUAUAGAACAAUGGACACAAACGUAACAAACAAUGUCAGUACAAAUACACACCGUUCAGGUAACAAAAAGGAGAAGGAAGUCUUGGGUGGGUGUGAUUUCCUUUGUGGAGAACUUGACCACACACUGUAACCUGUCCAUCACAGCCAAUAUCUAUGUAUCACUCUUCUCCAGGUUUUAGAGCAGUGACCAGUGCAGAGGAUGGAACUGCAGAGGCCAGUGAGGGGCAGUAUUUGAUACUACAAGGACCAGAUGAUGGUGAGCUUUUCUCUGAGGCCUCUUUGGUACCGACUGUAUCUGUUAGUUCAUCCGAGUAGCACACUACAGUGAUUUUAGAGCAGUGGUUCCCAAGGGGUCGGGGGGGGGGGCAAAAUUGGGUAGUGCAAGGGGUCGGCGGCGGGGGGGGGGGGGGGGCAAAAUUGGGCAGUGCAUUAUCAGUUUUCCUCUUGUCAUUUCAGACCUUAGAGAGAUAUUUUUUAACUUGUCAGAAAUGUCCAGAUCAACUAGCCCAUGUCAGCUAACGUUUGAGCUAGGUUUUUUUUAGCCCAUUGAUUUUGUUGUAAUGUUUGAGUCACUCCGAUUUCACAUGAACACAUAAGAAAUGACAAAAUGUGUAUAUUUUACAAAAUGAGCUUUAAAUCUGAUACAUUUCUCUCUGCCAACAAGAGGGGUGUGAACCGUUUGUGUCAUGAACAGUGCUUGUCACAUAGAAAUAGAUGUGGGGCGUGCAGGGGGGGGGGGGGGCGCAGGAUGUUCCCCAAUGCUGGAAGGGGGGGUCUGAGUGCAAAAAGUUUGGGAAACUCCGAUUUUAGAGAACCAACGUUUCAGCACCCAGUACAUUGUACAUAGGAAAGUACAUUUCUUUUUUGUGGGACCACAUCUCCCUCUCUCUUUCCAGGGGCCCCAAUGGUAGCCCACAUGUCGUCAUCGGCCCUGUCCAGCCAUCACCGCAUCGCCAUCGAGGCUCUGGGAGAGGGUCCUACCUCCACUUGCCACGACCAGGGAGACAUGCAGGGUAUGAAAUAUGCAACAUAUGCCACUGUGGGGUCUUUCAUGUUUUUAUGAAAGAAAAUCUUCGUAAAGAUUUCAAGUGAGUGCUGUCCCUUUUUUAAAAUUUAAAUGUUUAUGACAUGCAAGGUAACCUGGACCCAGACCAGCCCUCUGGGAGUCACUCUCACUCCGGUCACUACCCAGACCAUGAGGACCAGGACAACCAGCCCCAGCACUCCCACGCAUCCCAGUACAUGGAGUGUAGCGGUGGAGACGCGGACGGACCCGAUCAGGUAAGAGGGGCAGGCACAAUUGAGGUUUGAAAGCUUGUGUUUUUAGCUUUGGCCUUUAAAUAAAAUAUUCUCUUGUUAUUUUAGUCAUCCUUUUUAUGUUCUGUUCUUUAUGCUCCUUUAUCUCCUUUCAUGACUUUUCAGUAUUUUUUUGGUUUAUCUUUCAUUCCAUUGUUUUAUGGUGAAGUGUGUUGCUAUUUUAAAAUAAAGUUUGAUUUGAUUUAACCAGACUGGAGAGUCCUCCUCCUCGUAUGUAGACGAUGAGGAACCCGACCAGACACGCACCUCCCGCUCCCUCGUCCGGUCCCGCUUCCCGGAGUACGGUGUAGUCGACAACUCUGACCAGGACCUGAGGGGGUAUGUGGAGUGUAGCGGGAGUGGAGCUGCCGACUCCAACCCCAACCCCUCCUCCCCUGCCCGCCUACGCCACACCCACUAUAUGGUGGACUGCAGCGCGGGGACUGGGGCGUACCUGGAGUGUGCAGGGGACGAGGAAGAGGAUUCGAGUCAGCACCACUCUCGGAGCUACAUCGACAGCAGCAGCAGUGCUAACCACUCCCAGAGUCACCAAACCCUCCCUAACCACUCCCAGAGUCACCAAACCCUCCCUAACCACUCCCAGAGUCACCAAACCCUCCCUAACCACUCCCAGAGUCACCAAACCCUCCCUAACCACUCCCAGAGUCACCACACACUGCCUAACCACUCCCAGAGUCACCAAACCCUGCGGCAGUAUGUGGAAUCCGGGGCUGCGAUUGCAGAUUCGGAGCAGCCCGGUUGUUCCAACUCCCACUCUCAGAGUCACCAAACCCUGCGGCAGUAUAUGGAGUCUGGGGCUGCAGAUUCGGAACAGCCAGGAUGUUACCAAUACCAGGUUGAGGAAGGGCAAGGAGAAGACCCAGACCAGAACCAGGAACCAGACCAGAACCAGGACCCAGACCAGCCACAGCACUCUGACCAGCAGCAGCCUCAGCACUCCCACUACAUGGAGACUACCAGCAGCAGCACUGGCCCAGAGUCCUCCCUGGGGAGGUACGCUGGGGCUGGGGAGGGAGGCGAGGGUUCCUCCACAGACCACCACCACCCCCAGGCAGACACCGCAGACUCAGGCACAGCAGAUCAUCCAGAGGCUAUGGAGUGUUCUGAGAGCCAGCCUGGCCCUUACAUCAGCAGCAGUGGGACCUACUCCUACCACCCGGAGCCUGAGGUGGAAGAGGCCCCUGAACCUCCAUGGUCCCCCAGUUUGGGGAGGCCUUCCAGGGGAGAGGAGGGCGGUGUGGUGGGGGGGUCUGGAGCUCCGGUCGUGGAGGGGACUGGGGCUGGGAGCGGACCAGGGGUCCCCGUCCCACACACCAUGGCUGAACUGGAGGAGAUGAUGGAGGUGGUGAUCGUUCAGCAGUUCAAGUGCAAGAUGUGCCCCUACAAGAGUGUCUCCAAAAACACCCUCAUCAACCACAUGAGAGACAGGCACUUCAAACCCACAGGUACGGUAGCCCCAUCCCACCUAGAGAGAGCUGAGGGACAGGCGCUUCAAACCCACAGGUACAGUAGCCCCAUCCCACCUAGAGAGAGCAGAGGGACAGGCACUUCAAACCAACAGGUACAGUAGCCCCAUCCCACCUAGAGAGAGCUGAGAGACGGGCACUUCAAACCAACAGGUACGGUAGCCCCAUCCCACCUAGAGAGAGCUGAGAGACGGGCACUUCAAACCAACAGGUACGGUAGCCCCAUCCCACCUAGAGAGAGCUGAGAGACAGGCACUUCAAACCAACAGGUACGGUAGCCUCAUCCCACCUAGAGAGAGCUGAGAGAAGAAAGACACAUGAACAUAUUAAUGAACAAAUUGUAUUGAUCAUCAGAAGGGGAAAUUAGAUUUGUAUAUAGUCUAGAGGCACAGGUGAGGACAGAAACAGAAUUAAUUUGAAUCAAACUUUAUUUAUCCCCAGCUGAAUUAAUUGGAAUUAAACUUUAUUGAUCCCCAGGGAGAAAUUAGACUAAUACAACCCUUUAUAAUUUAUCGAACAAGCGCUCUGCCAAAGAGGCCUGUAUGGAAUAUGAUCAAAUAAAACAAGAUGAUACUUUAUUAACCCCCAAAUUGAGGUUUAAAAAAAAAAAAAGGAAUAUGCCUAAAUCAACCCCCAAAGGGAAAGUUGAAUUAGCUGAUUGGUGGUCCUGUUUGGAAUACGAUGAUCUGAUUGGUUGUGUUUGUGUUAACUUCCAGGUGGCCCCCCUCCUAAGAAGCGUGGUCGUGGUCGGCCCAGGCGUAGUGAUACGUUGGCCCGUCAGCAGGCCGAGGUGAAACCAGAGCCCCAGCCUGAGGAGCCAGAGGACGAUGACAUCGUAGACGCUGGGGCCAUCGAUGACCCUGAAGGUACAGUACGUGGAGAUCCCUGUCAUUUUAGUUCAAUUUUAGCACUUUUCAGAAAUGCAUUGUCACAAGGCUAAAGCAGAUAGUUUGUCAUUCACUCAGUCACUCACUCAUCCACUCUCAUCACCAGCAGUCAUGAGUCAUGACCACAGUAAAAUACCAUGUGACUGUUGAGUCACGGUAAACUCCUCUUAUGCACUCUGGACGUGUGUUGGUAGUAGCCAACUGAUAAUGAUCAUAUAUUUAUAUAUUUAUAUUUUAGUCAUUUAGCAGACGCUCUUCAGGUCGCUAAUGGCCUGGUACUUGCUACAAGACCAUGGUGCUUGCCUACGGAGCUGUGAGGGGAACGGCACCUCCUUACUUUCAGGCUCUGAUCAGUCCCUACACCCAAACGAGGGCAUUGCGUUCAUCCACCUCUGGCCUGCUGGCCCCCCUACCUCUACGGAAGCACAGUUCCCGCUCAGCCCAGUCAAAACUGUUCGCUGCUCUGGCACCCCAAUGGUGGAACAAGCUCCUUCACGACGCCAGGACAGCGGAGUCACUCACCACCUUCCGGAGACACUUGAAACCCCACCUCUUUAAGGAAUACCUGGGAUAGGAUAAAGUAAUCAUUCGACCCCCCCCCCCCUUACCCCACCCCAAAACAUUAAAAAAAUAAUAAUAAUAAUAAUUGUAAAGUGGUUGUCCCACUGGCUAUCAUAAGGUGAAUGCACCAAUUUGUAAGUCGCUCUGGAUAAGAGCGUCUGCUAAAUGACGAAAAUGUACUCAGGGCUCUAUUGUCCCUCUAACCAUCAGGUCCUAAUGGCCUCGUACUCAGGGCUCUAUUGUCCCUCUAACCAUCAGGUCCUAAUGGCCUGGUACUCAGGGCUCUAUUGUCCCUCUAACCAUCAGGUCCUAAUGGCCUGGUACUCAGGGCUCUAUUGUCCCUCUAACCAUCAGGUCCUAAUGGCCUGGUACUCAGGGCUCUAUUGUCCCUCUAACCAUCAGGUCCUAAUGGCCUGGUACUCAGGGCUCUAUUGUCCCUCUAACCAUCAGGUCCUAAUGGCCUGGUACUCAGGGCUCUAUUGUCCCUCUAACCAUCAGGUCCUAAUGGCCUGGUACUCAGGGCUCUAUUGUCCCUCUAACCAUCAGGUCCUAAUGGCCUGGUACUCAGGGCUCUAUUGUCCCUCUAACCAUCAGGUCCUAAUGGCCUGGUACUCAGGGCUCUAUUGUCCCUCUAACCAUCAGGUCACUAACGGCCUGGUACUCAGGGCUCUAUUGUCCCUCUAACCAUCAGGUCCUAAUGGCCUGGUACUCAGGGCUCUAUUGUCCCUCUAACCACUCUGACAUCAAUGCAAAUGCAAUCGAAAAUCACAUCAAACACUUACCAUCAAAACAGUAUUUUUAAAACUCACCUCACUGUGAUGAUCAAUUUGAAGAAAGAAGUUCAACAGCAGGUUGAAACUGAGUGGAACACAUGGUCAUUGUGGAUGUUAUUUCAAAGUCUAACACAACGAAAUGGACAGCGCUUUCUAAGGUGAUGAUUAAUUCAAAACACCCUUAUGCAUAUUAGAGCAUAUGCAUAGGCCUAUAUAUGAGCGUAAGCCUGAAUUUACAAAUAAAUAAAAUAAUAAUAACAUUUUGAAAAAAGAAACUGAUUUUAAAAUAAUGAUUGUGUCGUUAUACAAUACUUAGUCUACCACAUAUUACACAUGGCAGAAAAACAUUACAAAAAUACUGAUUUAAGAUAUCUUUGGUACAUUGGUCUAGCCUAAAUGAAACAAGUUAAUUAGGCUACAAAUUCAUUAUAAUUAUAGGCUUUUUGAUUUUGAAUAGCCUAGUAAUAGGGCAUUUUAAAAAAAAUAGUUUCAUAAUAAAUAGACACAUUACCUUUUUAGCUACAGAAUACAGUAUCUCACUACCGUGAGUUUACAUCUCCUCCCCUCUCUACUUCAAUUCCUUUCUCCAUCGCGCAGAGAGAGAGGGGCUGUCAACAGUUAAUUAAAUAUGUUGCGUUGUGAAAACAACAUGUUACUAUCGAUGUUCCUGAACAGAGGAUUUCACUUGGUUUCCCAAAUGAAGCACUGGGUAGCUGCAGGAACAGGGUUGGCGAGCCCCAUGGCAUACAGAGUAUCACCUGUCCUACAGCAAAAAUACCGGAGUAGCCUACCCGACAUGAGUGGAAAACGCACCGGCGGGGAAGUGGCCUCCAUUCGCUAUUCCAGUGCAUACGGAUUACGUCUUUUUUUUUUGUCUUGACCCUGUUCCUGGCCAUUUUGAUAAUGGGCCAUUCUAAAUCGAAACAAAUUUGACAUAUUAGUAAAGAAAAUAUUACAUUGAGAAUAGUCUGAUAGGUGAAAAUAUAUGAUCACUUGAUGAGAGAACAGCGUGUGCAGCCUGAGGCAAGGAACAGAGCGCAAGCUUUUUCAAAUCAUCAGUAUCCUGUAGUCGCAUCAUGCAGCCCACAUAUGUUUUGAUUUCUAAGACAUUCUAAGGUUUGUAUCAUUCCACAACUAAAGUUGCCAAAUAACUCUAAAUCUAGCUGGUAGGACCUGUUUCAAAUGAUCACUUUUACGCUCAACAUAGCCACUUCAUAUGUGCACUCGCUCCGGAAUGGGAAAAAUAUCCUUUCUAUUUUAUUCAGCUAAGUUACAUUUAUAUUCUUCUUACUAUAAAAUCAUAUUAAUAUAAAAUAAUGCCACUUAUAAGCAUAUCUUGUCAGCUAAAUGAACUAGCCUACAGCCUAUGGCAUGGAGCAUAGCCAGAUAACAUAGGCAUGGCCAAGUCAUAUUCUGUUCUCCUGAAAUGCAUUUUCUUCAUAUCAUGUUUCUUUAGACCUGCCUAAAAUAAAUAACGGAUUUAUUGUGGUGUUGUGUAUUACAUUGAUUUAUUAGACUUUUCUAAAUGCAGAUGUUCCAGAGGCAUCAGAGGCUUGUAUGUGUGGAGGCCUGGAGAUGCUAAACGUGUUUAUGUUAAUUCAUGGUAAUUACCCGUGAGACCGGCAGUAUUUUGCAUGACAAUAACCGGCUGACAAAUGUUCAUGACCGCCACAGCCCUAACUACAGUACUGUGUAGUAUAACAGACUGCAGUACUCUGUAGUAUAACAGACUGCAGUACUCUGUAGUAUAACAGACUGCAGUACUCUGUAGUAUAACCGACUGCAGUACUCUGUAGUAUAACCGACUGCAGUACUCUGUAGUAUAACAGACUGCAGUACUCUGUAGUAUAACAGACUGCAGUACUCUGUAGUAUAACAGACUGCAGUACUCUGUAGUAUAACAGACUGCAGUACUCUGUAGUAUAACAGACUGCAGUACUCUGUAGUAUAACAGACUGCAGUACUCUGUAGUAUAACAGACUGCAGUACUCUGUAGUAUAACCGACUGCAGUACUCUGUAGUAUAACAUACUGCAGUACUCUGUAGUAUAACGACUGCAGUACUCUGUAGUAUAACAGACUGCAGUACUCUGUAGUAUAACAGACUGCAGUACUCUGUAGUAUAACAGACUGCAGUACUCUGUAGUAUAACAGACUGCAGUACUCUGUAGUACAACAGACUGCAGUACAGCCCUAUAUCGUGGUCCUCUGUAGCUCAGCUGGUAGAGCACGGCGCUUGUAACGCCAAGGUAGUGGGUUCGAUCCCCGGGACCACCCAUACACAAAAAAAAAAUGUAUGCACGCAUGACUGUAAGUCGCUUUGGAUAAAAGCGUCUGCUAAAUGGCAUAUUAUAUUAUUAAAAAUAUCCAACCCUCUCAGAUCUGCCACCUGGGUGUAGGGAUUAGCAGUCGAUUUGGGAUUCACACACUCACUCUCUCCCCCUUUUCUCUCUCCAGAGGACAGUGACUAUAACCCAGCAGAUGAGGACUGUAGGGGCAGACAGCCCGCCUUGCUGAAACAGCCUGUCCCACCUCCCUGCUCCUCCUCCUCCACAGACCGCCCCAGACGCAGGGUGGGACGACCCAGGAAGUUCACCUAUACAGAGGGCAGCUACAACGGCAAGGGUGGGUAUCAUAUACUGCACAAUACUCGCCACCUCUGUUUUUCCUGAAUAAUCUGUCCAUUGUAAAGUGAACGCUUUCUAGCUGAAAAGCUGGUGGGAAUCCAACUGCAUGAAGAGAAUGCUGUGUGUCUUUCAUUUGAAUGAUCUUAGCUGUUAUUCAAUAGGUUUGUUAAUCAGGGCAUGAACUUCUUGUUUUGGAUGUAUACAGAAGCAGCAGAAGACGGGAUGUCAAAGCCUAAGGGCAGUGUGGACCCUCAAGGCUCGGAGGAGGCCAGUUCCUCAGGCCUGGGAAACGGACCAGCUCCCUUGGCUAAUGGAAACACAGCAGAAGCCGGCAUCAGCCAAUCGGACUCUGAGAACAAAGACCCGUCGUCCAAUGGGAGGCCGGAAGAGGCUGAGCUUUUCCCCAGGAAACGGGGUCGACCCUCCAAGCGGUUCAUCAGAAAGAAAUACAAGAAGUACAUGAACCGCAAGUACGACCCGGUUUCAUAUUAUUACUGACACCUGGAGCAGACUACCGUUUCUCACUGAAUACUUUCAACAGCGAUAUACCCUUUUUGAAGUAUUGGGAGGGCUCCAACUGUACUGGAAGUGUGCUGGCAAGGAUAUUUUCUUUUCAAAUUGUCCUUUCCAGCAUUGUUCCAGCAGAUGUGAUGGAUGCAUAACCAGUCCAUGCAGUACAGGUACCACAGCAUUGCUCUGUAGUGUGAAAAAGGUAUAUCAUUCUGUAAAUGAUUUAUCUGCAGAAAGAACUCUCGCAACCAAACCAUGACUACCUCCUCCCCUGCAUCCUCUAGAUGGUAUUAUAAGGCUGUCAGUCUUCUGUGGGUCGUCCAGAGAAAUAAAGUACUGUAUGAGCUAUGAAGCUUUCAGCAAACUUCUCCCUAACCUCCUCCCUGUCUGUUCUGUUAGGUACUGUAAGUCUCUGAAGCCGCUCCUGAGGCCUCACAACUGUUGGAUCUGCGGCUCUCGCUUCCUGUCCCAGGAGGACCUGAGGUUCCACGUAGACUCUCACCAAGGAAACGACCCAGAGUGCUUCAAAUGCCUGCAGUGUAACUACCGCUGCAAACGAUGGUCCUCGCUCAAGGUGAGUGGGCCGGGUCAUACAGGCCAGUCAGACGGUCGGUCAGCCGGUCGGUCAGCCGGUCAGUCAGCCAGACGGUCAGCCAGUCGGUCGGUCAGACGGUCGGUCAGCCGGUCGGUCAGCCAGCCAGUCAGACGGUCAGCCAGUCAGUCAGCCAGCCAGACGGUCAGCCAGUCAGUCGGUCAGCCAGCCAGUCGGUCAGCCAGCCAGUCGGUCAGCCAGCCAGUCGGCCGGUCAGCCAGUCAGUCGGUCAGCCAGCCAGCCAGUCAGUCAGUCAGACGGUCAGUCGUACAGUGCCUAUUGAAAGUCUACACACCCCUUGCACAGUUGUCAUAUUUUGCUGCCAUAAAAUUAAGUCUAAAGGGAUUCAAUUGGAUUGUUUUACCCUACAGAUCUACACAACCUGGUCCACAUUUUCAAAGUGAAAGAAAAAGUUUAUUUUAUUUUAAAUUUUUAAGUAUUUUUAGUAUUAAGUUAGAAGCACCUUUGGCAGCGAUUGCAGCUGGUAGUCAUUUUGAAUAAGAUUCUACCAAGUCUUAGGGCUACAUAUUAUCCAUUGUUUUUGUCUAAAUCGCUCAAGCUCAGUACAUUUGGUUGGGAAUCAUUGAUGGACAGCAAUAUUCAAACCUUGUCUCUGAUUCUCAAGCAGAUUUAAGUCAGUACUAAGACUGGGCCAUUCAGGAACACUCAACACCUCUUGGAAAGCCAUUCUGGUGUGUCUUUGGCAUUAAAAUGUGUAUAAUUGUCCCACUGUGAAAUAAAACUCUAUCCCAGGGUUAGGUUUUCAAAAGACUGAGGCAGGUUUUCCUCUAACUUUUUACAUGGGCUUUGCUCCUUUCAUAUUUAUUUUAAUCCUGAUAAACUCCCCAGUCAUGAUGCUGCCACCACAUUACAUGGAAAUACAGAGGGUUUCACUCUGUGAUGUGUUGGAUUGGAUUUAUUUUAAGCCAAAAUGUGAAUUUAUUUGCCAUGUUGUCUUGCAGUAUUACAUAAGGGCCUUGUUGCAAACAUAAUGGAUGAUUUGAUUAUGUUUUUUGUUUUAAUGCAGGCUUCCUUCUUUUCACAUCAGCUUGGUACUGGUACUCCCUGUAUAUAGCCAUGUUAAUUUUACUCCUUAUUGGUAUUCGUUAUUUCUCGUAUAACUAUUUCAAUUUUUUAAAUAAGAUGUUUGUAUCUUUGAUCUUAAUUCUGCAUUGUUGUAAAAGGACCCGUAAGUAAGCAUUUCACUGUUAGUCUACACCUGUUGUUUACGAAGUAUGUGAAAAAUAAUAUUUUAUUAGAUUUUAUGUGGAGUGAAUGCAAUGUUGUUGAUCCCUUUUUAUAUUUUCAAUUAUUGUCCAAAGCGUUUGACAUGGUUGAUCAUGAAAUAUUAUUAUUAUUAAAUAUCUAAAUUGCAUUAUUACGGUUAUACAUGUAAUUGGCUAUGUAGUUACAGUGUCUUGCAAAAGUAUUCAUCCCCUUGGCAUUUUGCCUAUUUUGUUGCAUUACAACCUGUAAUUUAAAUGGAUUUUUAUUUGGAUUUCAUGUAAUGGACAUACACAAAAUAGUCCAAAUUGGUGAAGUGAAAUGAAAAAAAUAACUGAAUUUUUUGAAACAAAACAAAUAAAUAAUGGAAAAGUGGUGUAUUCACCCCCUUUGCUAUGAAGCCCCUAAAUAAGAUCUGGUGCAACCAAUUACCUUCAGAAGUCACAUAAUUAGUUAGAUUGCACACAGGUGGACUUUAUUUAAGUGUCACAUGAUCUGUCACAUGCUCUCGGUAUAUAUACACCUGUUCUGAAAGGCCCCAGAGUCUGCAACACCACUAAGCAAGGGGCACCACCAAGCAAGCGGCACCAUGAAGACCAAGGAGCUCUCCAAACAGGUCAGGGACAAAGUUGUGGAGAAGUACAGAUCAGGGUUGGAUUAUAAAAAAAUAUCAGAAACUUUGAACAUCCCACAGAGCACCAUUUAAAUCCAUUAUUAAAAAAAUGGAAAGAAUAUGGCACCACAACAAACCUGCCAAGAGAGGGCCGCCCACCAAAACUCACGGACCAGGCAAGGAGGGCAUUAAUCAGAGAGGCAACAAAGAGACCAAAGAUAACCCUGAAGGAGCUGCAAAGCUCCACAGCGGAGAUUGGAGGAUCUGUCCAUAGGACCACUUUAAGCCGUACACUCCACAGAGCUGGGCUUUACGGAAGAGUGGCCAGAAAAAAGUGUUCGCCAAAAGGCAUGUUGGAGACUCCCCAAACAUAUGGAAGAAGGUACUCUGGUCAGAUGAGACAAAAAUUGAGCUUUUUGGUCAUCAAGGAAAAUGCAUAGUUAUGCACACUCAAGUUUUCUGUUUUUUUGUCUUAUUUCUUGUUUGUUUCAUAAGAAAAAGUGGUAGGCAUGUUGUGUAAAUCAAAUGAUACAAACCCCCCCAAAAAUCCAUUUUAAUUCGAGGUUGUAAGGCAACAAAAUAGGAAAAAUUUCAAGGGGGGUGAAUACUUUCGCAAGCCACUGUAUGUUUAUGAUAAACAUACCUCCCAGACAGUUUACCUAUACCCUUCAAUGGAUUCUUCCAGGUUAUUUCUGAAAUCCAUCUAUAUAACACAACGAUAACCUUCACCCUCCCCACCUCCGCACCUCACAUAGUCGCUUUGGCUUGCGAAAGUAUUCACCCCCCUUGACAUUUUUCCUAUUUUGUUGCCUUACAACCUCAAAUUAAAAUGGAUUUCUGGGGUGUUUGUGGUCCUCUGUAGCUCAAUUGGUAGAGCAUGGCGCUUGUAACGCCAGGGUAGUGGGUUCGAUCCCCGGGACCACCCCUACGUAAAAAUGUAUGCACACAUGACUGUAAGUCGCUGUGGAUAAAAGCGUCUGCUAAAUGGCUUAUUAUUAUUAUUAUUAUUAUUAUUAUUAUUAUUAUUAUUAUUAUUAUUAUUAUUAUUAUUCACUAUCAGAUACAGACAUACCAUACUCUGGCAUUCUAAUCUUCACAUUGCCAAAACAUCAUCAUCCCUCAAUAACUUCAAGUGAAGACUGGGGGUCAGCCUGAUGAACCAAACUACUCAGUAAUCUCCUCCAUGAAGACUGGGGGUCAGCCUGAUGAACCAAACUACUCAGUAAUCUCCUCCAUGAAGACUGGGGGUCAGCCUGAUGAACCAAACUACUCAGUAAUCUCCUCCAUGAAGACUGGGGGUCAGCCUGAUGAACCAAACUACUCAGUAAUCUCCUCCAUGAAGACUGGGGGUCAGCCUGAUGAACCAAACUACUCAGUAAUCUCCUCCAUGAAGACUGGGGGUCAGCCUGAUGAACCAAACUACUCCGUAAUCUCCUCCAUGAAGACUGGGGGUCAGCCUGAUUUAACCAAACUACUCAGUGAUCUCCUCCAUAUAGCCUAACUCUCACACACAGUAAUUACUGAUCAAUUCAUUUAUAAUUAGUAGCUUUUGUCUGUUUUAACAAACCUUUUUUAGUUUUGUACUUAUGUAUUGUAUAUUGUUUUUCUUUGUAGUGUGGUUUUCAUAUAAGCCCUUGGGCUUCCAACCUGCACACCGUUUUUUGUUUGUUUGUUUUAAUUAAUUUUUUAUCUGUAUUGUUGUCUAUCACUUUGUUUUCUUUGGUGCAAAUAAAUACAUGUUAUGGGUAUGCUUGUCACCGGCAUGAACUGGGGAGUUUGUCAGGAUCAAAAUAAAUAUGAAAGGAGCAAAGUCCAUGGAAAGCUUUGCGCAAAACCGAACUUUUUUUUAAAAAUAAUAAUUUUUGUGGGACAAUUACACAAAUGUUAAUGCCAAAGACACAGCAGAAUGGCUUUCGGGGAGGUGUUGAGUGUACCAGAGUGGUCCUUACUUUAAAUCAGUUUGAAAAUCAGACACAGUUUGAAUAUUGCUGUCCAUGAAUGAUAAAAAAAAAAAAUUCCUAUUCAAAAUGAUUUACAGCUGUAAUGGCUGCCAAACGUGCUUCCACCGAGUAUUAACUCUGGGGUGUGAAGACAUACACUAGGUAUCAUCAGCUAGAUUCCGCCACAGGUCAAUUUUAUUUUAUUGUAUUUUUAUUUUUUUGUCGGGGGGCCGGAACAUAAUUACAAAUAAUUUGUUGGCUGCAAAUUGACCAUAAGAAGCCCAAACAGAUCAUAUUUGACUAAAACAUAAUCAUUUCAAACCUUUCUUACAUUUGUAUAUACAGUGAGGGGAAAAAAGUAUUUGAUCCCCUGCUGAUUUUUGUAAGUUUGCCCACUGACAAAGACAUGAUCAGUCUAUAAUUUUAAUGGUAGGUUUAUUUGAACAGUGAGAGACAGAAUAAGAACAAAAAAAUCCAGAAAAACGCAUGUCAAAAAUGUUAUAUUGAUUUGCAUUUUAAUGAGGGAAAUAAGUAUUUGACCCCUCUGCAAAACAUGACUUAGUACUUGGUGGCAAAACCCUUGUUGGCAAUCAGAGGUCAGACGUUUCUUGUAGUUGGCCACCAGGUUUGCUCACAUCUCAGGAGGGAUUUUGUCCCACUCCUCUUUGCAGAUCUUCUCCAAGUCAUUAAGGUUUCGAGGCUGACGUUUGGCAACUCGAACCUUCAGCUCCCUCCACAGAUUUUCUAUGGGAUUAAGGUCUGGAGACUGGCUAGGCCACUCCAGGACCUUAAUGUGCUUCUUCUUGAGCCACUCCUUUGUUGCCUUGGCCGUGUGUUUUGGAUCAUUGUCAUGCUGGAAUACCCAUCCACGACCCAUUUUCAAUGCCCUGGCUGAGGGAAGGAGGUUCUCACCCAAGAUUUGACGGUACAUGGGCCCGUCCAUCAUCCCUUUGAUGCGGUGAAGUUGUCCUGUCCCCUUAGCAGAAAAACACCCCCAAAGCAUAAUGUUUCCACCUCCAUGUUUGACGGUGGGGAUGGUGUUCUUGGGGUCAUAGGCAGCAUUCCUCCUCCUCCAAACAUGGCGAGUUGAGUUGAUGCCAAAGAGCUCGAUUUUGGUCUCAUCUGACCACAACACUUUCACCCAGUUCUCCUCUGAAUCAUUCAGAUGUUCAUUGGCAAACUUCAGACGGGCCUGUAUAUGUGCUUUCUUGAGCAGGGGGAGCUUGCGGACGCUGCAGGAUUUCAGUCCUUCACGGCGUAGUGUAUUACCAUUUGUUUUCUUGGUGACUAUGGUCCCAGCUGCCUUGAUCAUUGACAAGAUCCUCCCGUGUAGUUCUGGGCUGAUUCCUCACCGUUCUCAUGAUCAUUGCAACUCCACGAGGUGAGAUCUUGCAUGGAGCCCCAGGCAGUGGGAGAUUGACAGUUAUUUUGUGUUUCUUGCAUUUGCGAAUAAUCGCACCAACUGUUGUCACCUUCUGACCAAGCUGCUUGGCAAUGGUCUUGUAGCCCAUUCCAGCCUUGUGUGGGUCUACAAUCUUGUCCCUGACAUCCUUGGAGAGCUCUUUGGUCUUGGCCAUGGUGGAGAGUUUGGAAUCUGAUUGAUUGAUUGCUUCUGUGGACAGGUGUCUUUUAUACAGGUAACAAACUGCGAUUAGGAGCAAUCCCUUUAAGAGUGUGCUCCUAAUCUCAGCUCGUUACCUGUAUAAAAGACACCUGGGAGCCAGAAAUCUUUCUGAUUGAGAGGGGGUCAAAUACUUAUUUCCCUCAAUACAAUGCAAAUCAAUGUAUAACAUUUUUGACAUGUGUUUUUCUGGAUUUUUUUGUUGAUAUUCUGUCUCUCACUGUUCAAAUAAACCUACCAUUAAAAUUAUAGACUGAUCAUUUCUUUGUCAGUGGGCAAACGUACAAAAUCAGCAGGGGAUCAAAUACUUUUUUCUCCUCACUGUACAGUAAAAUCACUUGGAGCUGAUUUCCAGGUGUUUUUACUGGCUAUUGUCCAACAAUAAUAAUGCAAUAGGAACUUGGGGGCCAAAUGAAGCCACCCGCCGGCCGCCAGUUGGGAAACCCUGACAUACGCAAUCAAGACAUCUUCAUUUUUGUAUUAAUUUAGAACAUUUUCUAUACUUUUUUAAGGCAGCAAAAUGUGACAACUGCAAGAGGUGUGUAGACUUCAGCAGGUCAUUUAGUCUUUUAUUGCUAAAUAAUUACACUGCUUCUUCAAUCAAUCAUUGAAUCAGUCUUCAGUUGUUCUCUCGUGUCUCAGGCCUGGUCUGUUCCCUGUACUGUCUGUAAUAACCACCGUGGGAAUGAUAAGAGCCUGUGGUCUCUGCUGUGUUAACAGGAACACAUGUUCAACCACCAGGGGAACAAGCCCUUUAAGUGUGAGGAGUGUGACUACAGCAGUGUGUAUAAGAAGGAUGUCAUCAGACACUCCGCAAUACACAACAAGAACAAGUAUGUGUGCGCACACACACGCACACACACACACACACACGAUGUCAUCAGACACUCUGCAAUGCACAACAAGGAGCAGUAUGUUAUUUCCUGCCACCAUGUGUGACAUUCCCCUGUGAGCUCCACACACUCACAGUACCAGACCUACAGUGCAAACUCACAGUACCAGACAUACAGUACACAACUCACAGUACACAACUCACAGUACACAACUCACAGUACCAGACCUACAGUGCACAACUCACAGUACCAGACAUACAGUACACAACUCACAGUACCAGACAUACAGUACCAGACCUACAGUACACAACUCACCGUACCAGACUACAGUGCAGCUUCUUCACAGUACACAAACUCACAGUACACAACUCACAGUACACAAUCACAGUACCAGACAUUUACAGUACCAGACCCUACAGUUACACAACUACAGUACCAGACUUACAGUACACAACGCCACAGUACCAGACCAUACGUUGCAAUGCUCACAGUACACAACUCACAGUACCAGACAUACAGUACCAGACAUAUAGUACACAACUCACAGUACCAGACAUAUAGUACACAACUCACAGUACCAGACCUACAGUACACAACUCACAGUACACAACUCACAGUACCAGACCUACAGUACACAACUCACAGUACCAGACAUACAGUGUACAACUCACAGUACACAACUCACAGUACCAGACAUACAGUACACAACUCACAGUACCAGACCUACAGUACACAACUCACAGUACCAGACCUACAGUACACAACUCACAGUACCAGACCUACAGUACACAACUCACAGUACCAGACCUACAGUACACAACUCACAGUACCAGACCUACAGUACACAACUCACAGUACCAGACAUACAGUACACAACUCACAGUACACAACUCACAGUACCAGACCUACAGUACCAGACAUAUAGUACACAACUCACAGUACACAACUCACAGUACCAGACCUACAGUGCACAACUCACAGUACCAGACCUACAGUACACAACUCACAGUACCAGACCUACAGUACACAACUCACAGUACCAGACAUACAGUACCAGACAUAUAGUACACAACUCACAGUACACAACUCACAGUACCAGACCUACAGUACACAACUCACAGUACCAGACCUACAGUACACAACUCACAGUACCAGACAUACAGUACCAGACAUAUAGUACACAACUCACAGUACACAACUCACAGUACCAGACCUACAGUACACAACUCACAGUACACAACUCACAGUACCAGACCUACAGUACCAGACAUAUAGUACACAACUCACAGUACACAACUCACAGUACCAGACCUACAGUGCACAACUCACAGUACCAGACCUACAGUACACAACUCACAGUACCAGACAUACAGUACCAGACAUAUAGUACACAACUCACAGUACCAGACCUACAGUGCACAACUCACAGUACACAACUCACAGUACCAGACAUACAGUACACAACUCACAGUACCAGACCUACAGUACACAACUCACAGUACCAGACCUACAGUACACAACUCACAGUACCAGACAUACAGUACACAACUCACAGUGCCAGACCCACAGUGCAUGGCACAUUAAGCUUUUACUGGUGUUUUAGAUUUGAGAUUGAUCAACUCGAUCUAAAAAAAACAAAUAAAGUUUGAUCAAUCAAUUAAUCAAUCAAUCAUUAGAUCCCCUAACAUAUUUUUCUUCCUUUCACAGGAAAACAAAGUCUGAGUCAGUAAGUAUUUUCCCCUUUUAUCAAUAAAUGUUAAAUUACCAUAGUGAGGCCUUUUCUAUCCAGAUCAUUCUUUAUUUUUGUGAUCCAAUUGACAUUUUAUAGUCAUUUAGCAGACGCUCUUAUCCAGAGCGACUUACAGGUAGUGAGUGCAUACAUCUUUCAUACUGGCCCCCUGUGGAUCAUCCCUUAUAAAAUAACCAACUAUAUCAAUAGCAUAAAGGAACUUUAAGUUUAGGCCUUUUUAAGGAAGUAAUUAUCCAUAUGGGCGCCGGAAAAGUCAUCGCAUGCGAGGUUGAAAACCAAAUGACCCAUAACCCAUCCUCAUCCGUCCUACUGGCCUGUCAUUAAAUAUUUAAUACAAGCUAAAGUUAUCAACAGUAGCUUAUUUCCCAAAUAUUCUAGCCUACGAGGGUGUUGUCCUAAGGUUGUGGCUUUCAAAAACAACAAGAACAAAGCUAGGCGUAGGCUAUUCUCAAACACAGCUUUAUGAUAGAUCGAACAAACAAUAUUAUUUAUUUUUCUAUUAUUUUAUGAGGCAAGUAAAGCAAUUAUUAUCCAGUUGUGAAGAUGGUAGACUGCUUAUUUCCAGCCUAUGAUGUCGCUACGGUAAGACAAGACCGUUCCUCAUCAGACAGUCACUGCUCCAUCAUGAUGUAGUCCUAUAACCUAGCUCACUACGGUAAGACAACCCUUCCUCAUCAGACAGUCACUGCUCAUCAUGAUUUAGUCCUAUAACCUAGCUCACUACGGUAAGACAGACCUCAUCAGACAGUCACUGCUCCAUCAUGAUGUAGUCCUAUAACCUAGCUCACUACGGUAAGACAGACCGUUCCUCAUCAGACAGUCACUGCUCCAUCAUGAUGUAGUCCUAUAACCUAGCUCACUACGGUAAGACAGACCGUUCCUCAUCAGACAGUCACUGCUCCAUCAUGAUGUAGUCCUAUAACCUAGCUCACUACGGUAAGACAGACCGUUCCUCAUCAGACAGUCACUACUCCAUCAUGAUGUAGUCCUAUAACCUAGCUCACUACGGUAAGACAACCCGUUCCUCAUCAGACAGUCACUGCUCCAUCAUGAUGUAGUCCUAUAACCUAGCUCACUACGGUAAGACAGACCGUUCCUCAUCAGACAGUCACUACUCCAUCAUGAUGUAGUCCUAUAACCUAGCUCACUACGGUAAGACAGCCCGUUCCUCAUCAGACAGUCACUGCUCCAUCAUGAUGUAGUCCUAUAACCUAGCUCACUACGGUAAGACAACCCGUUCCUCAUCAGACAGUCACUGCUCCAUCAUGAUGUAGUCCUAUAACCUAGCUCACUACGGUAAGACAGACCGUUCCUCAUCACAGUCACUACUCCAUCAUGAUGUAGUCCUAUAACCUAGCUCACUACGGUAAGACAGACUGUUCCAUCAUGUGGGUGCCAUCAUGUGGGUGCCAUACAUGUGUCUCCCGAGUGGCGCAGUGGUCUAAGGCACUGCAUCGCAGUGCUAGCUGUGCCACUAGAGAUCCUGGUUCGUAUCCAGGCUCUGAUGUAGCCGGUCGCAACCGGGAGACCAAUGGGGCGGCGCACAAUUGGCCCAGCAUCGUCCAGGGUAGGGGAGGGAAUGGCCGGCAGGGAGGUAGCUCAGUUGGUAGAGCAUGGCGUUUGCAACGCCAGGGUUGUGGGUUCGUUUCCCACGGGGGGGCAGUAUGAAUUUUUUUUAAAAUAAAGAAUAAUGUAAGUCGCUCUGGAUAAGAGUGUCUGCUAAAUGACGUAAAUGUAAAAUACAGACACACCUGUUCUGCUCCUCCUCCAGAAAGAGUUAUUAGAAAAGGUUUGCCAUUGCUUGCACUUGCCAGGCUUUAAAAAAAACAUAUUUCGUCAUGAUUCGUCCAGUUGCAUUCGAUUUUGCAUUAUAGCCCAACUGUCAUUUUAGUUUGAGUUUUUUUGGGGGGGGUGACCAAUAGGGGCAAUAGAAUCGUAUAUCACAAUAUUUCUGGGUACAUAAUCACGAUAGGACAAAGGUUGACAUCGCCCAACCCUACUAAGCUGUUGUUCCCAUGUCCAAUGUGGUCUGUCUGACUCUCAGCAGGUAUCUAAGGUGUUGUUCCAAUGUGGUCUGUCUGACUCUCAGCAGGUAUCUAAGGUGUUGUUCCAAUGUGGUCUGUCUGACUCUCAGCAGGUAUCUAAGGUGUUGUUCCAAUGUGGUCUGUCUGACUCUCAGCAGGUAUCUAAGGUGUUGUUCCAAUGUGGUCUGUCUGACUCUCAGCAGGUAUCUAAGGUGUUGUUCCAAUGUGGUCUGUCUGACUCUCAGCAGGUAUCUAAGGUGUUGUUCCAAUGUGGUCUGUCUGACUCUCAGCAGGUAUCUAAGGUGUUGUUCCAAUGUGGUCUGUCUGACUCUCAGCAGGUAUCUAAGGUGUUGUCGUUCCCGUGUCCAGUGUGCCACAGAGUCUAUCCCAUGCAGAAGAGACUCACUCAGCACAUGAAGACACACAGUACCGAGAAACCACACAUGUGUGACAAGGUAACAGCACUGAGACACACGUACAAGAAAGUCAAUUAAAUUAAUUAAUCUUAAUUAUUAAUUGCCAAUCAACGAUUUCUUAAAUGUGAAUGAGGAGACCUGUGUAUUAUUGGAAUGGUUAAUCACUGUCAUCAUUAACCAUUCCAAUAAUCCACUCAAAUCAAUCAUGUUUCUAGUUUUCUUUUUAAAUCUUUAUAAAUCUCUGUAUUUGCUUUGACUUCAGUGUGGGAAGUCCUUCAAGAAGAGAUAUACGUUCAAGAUGCAUCUCCUCACACACAUCCAGAGUGUGGACAACAGCAGGUCAGUACAGGAUGUAGUGCCAUUUUCACUGUGCCUCUUAGCAGAAUAUAGCCUCUUAGCAGAACAUUGCCUCCCAGGACUGACUAGGGUUAUGUUCUGCGAAGAGGCUAAGGUGGGGCUCAGUACACACUGGAGCAAAAACAAUUUGUACCGUGAAAGAAAACUCAGCUAGUACCUCGAUUUCACCCUGUUUCAAAACCUUUACUCCUGCCGUACACGACCCAGUCGACAUGUUUAGAUUCAAGACCUGCGAUCUAAUGCAUGUUUCUGUUCUAGGUUCAAGUGUGAGUUCUGUGACUACGACUGUGACAACAAGAAACUCCUGCUCAACCACCAGCUGUCCCACACCAACGACCGGCCCUUUAAAUGUGACUACUGUAAAUACUCCACCUCUAAAGAGGACUUCCUGGUCUCACACCUGGCCAUCAAACACACAGGUGAGUCACCAAUGAUUUGGUGACAGUUGGGACAGUAGGUAGCCGAGAGAGGUUAGCGAGACAGAGCAGUAGCCGAGAGGUUGGUGGUUCAAACUGCGGGCCUGGCGUACAAAGUGGGAACUGAACUGCUGGUCUCUGCUCUCCAGCCAUUGUACCCGGCACUCAACCCCUUAAUUGGUCUCCAUCCAGGGGCGUUGCACUGAGACUGACCCUGAGCCUCUCCGUGGCUAACGUGUGUUUUUUAAUGUGUGAAUAUUUCUUCCUCCCAGGAGAGAAACCGUUCUCCUGUGAGAUGUGCCACUUCAUGACGAAGCACCGUAAGAACCUGCGUCUGCACGUCCAGUGUCGCCACCCGGAGGCGUUUGAGGACUGGAGCGCUACUCACCCCGAGGAACCCGUCAGACGAAGGAGGAGACCCUUCUUCACCCUGCAGCAGAUAGAGGAACUCAAACAGCAACACGACGACACACCGGGCCUACAGAACACCAUCGUAUGUCUAGAGAGCCUGGUUCCAGAUCUGUUAGGGUUGAUUUAGAGGCAUAGCCUGGUCCCAGAUCUGUUAGGGUUGAUUUAGAGGCAUAGCCUGGUCCCAGAUCUGUUAGGGUUGAUUUAGAGGCAUAGCCUGGUCCCAGAUCUGUUAGGGUUGAUUUAGAGGCAUAGCCUGGUCCCAGAUCUGUUAGAGUUGAUUAGCCAACUCCCAUGAUCUCUGGCAUGACAGAUCUGUGGCAUGACAAUGACCAUAGCAGUUGGAAAGACAUCACAUGUCCCCCCUUGUAGCUCAGUUGGUAGAGCAUGACGCUUGCAACGCCAGGGUUGUGGGUUCGACUCACUAACUGUAAGUCGCUCUGGAUAAGAGCGUCUGCUAAAUGACUAAAAUGUAAAUGUAAAAUCACAAACUGAUCUGGAAACAGGCUUGAAGGGCCAUACUUGUAUUUCUAUGCAUUAGAAUGAGAAAAGCUGAAUGUUCUGAAUUAGAAAAAUCUGCAGGUUCUGAAUUGGUAACGUUCUGAAUUGGUAAAGCUGCAGGUUCUGAAUUAGUAAAGCUGCAGGCCUGUGACUGUUUUUUCCCAUGUGUUAGCUGGCAGUGGAUCCUGAAACACUACAAGCCAUGCAGACAAUGCAGAACGCCUCAGUCUCCCAAGAUGCAAUGGGAAACACCACCAUCAUCUACGAACAGGGUCAGUGAUUCCUGCCAUACAAAGGACAGACAAAAAUUACAUGGAUGAAAAAAGACAUGCCUUUUUAUGGCUCAAUAUAAAUGUAUUGUCUCAGCAGAAAUUGGUCCGUUGAUCACCACCAAACCCAAUAGGAACAUUUGCAUAUAAUGUAUAUUAUAUUGAGUGUAAGGCAUGACUGAACCAUGACUGAGACUGUCUCUCUCCGUCUCCACAGCCGGGAACUCAGACCUGUCAGCCCAGAAUGCUCUGGAUCUGCUGUUGAAUAUGAGCAACGCCAGAGAGCUGGUGGGAAACUCACUGCAGGUAAAAGGCCCAAAGCUUUGGUUUUACAUCCUGACAAGGUUCUAUCUUGCCCUCUAUCUGACCUAUCCAUGCUUAGUUUAUCUAUCCACGUAAGGAACAGUAGAGACAUGCUAUGGUCUGCAUGAGUAGGAAUACAUCUAGUUUCUGUCUAUGAGCAGCCUGUCUGUCUGUCACCUCAGGUACAGGUGUUGAAGUCGUCUGACUCAAAGGUUCUAGAAGCAGGCUCCUGGACGGGCGUUACCUCGGCGACGGGGGGGGGGCAAAAAGUUGUGACCUUUCACGUGUCUGAGACUGGCGAGACCCUGGUACAGGAGGUACAUAUAUGGAAUAUAUUAUUACGAUAUAUAUUAUAUACUAUUAUUAGGAUAUAUUAUUGUAUACUAUUAUUAUGAUAUACUAUUAUUAUGAUAUAUUAUGAUAUACUAUUAUUAUGAUAUAUUAUGAUAUACUAUUAUUAUGAUUUAUUAUGAUAUACUACUAUUAUGAUAUAUUAUGAUAUACUAUUAUUAUGAUAUACUAUUAUUAUGAUAUAUUAUGAUAUACUAUUAUUAUGAUUUAUUAUAUACUAUGAUUAUGAUUUAUUAUUAUUAUUAUAUACUAUUAUUAUUAUAUACUAUUAUUAUAUAUUAUGAUAUACUAUUAUAAUGAUAUUCUAUUAUUAUGAUAAAUUAUUAUCUUAUUAUGAUCUGUUAUGAUAUACUAUUAUUAUGAUAUAUUAUUUAUUAUUAUGAUAUUAUUAUUAUUAUUAUUAUGAUAUUAUGAAAUACUAUUAUUAUGAUAUAUUAUUGUAUAUUUGCUGCAGUUUGUUUUUAGUGUUUCAUUUAUAAUGGGCUGGACCUUUACUUCUAGAUGACGUUGUGUGGUGUUCACUGGGUUUGUUGUCUGUUCUGUUUGUUGGUGUUCAUUUUUGUGUUGGUGUGAAAAACAAUCAAAAUGUUAAAUCACCAAAAUAAUGAUCCAUUAGGUCCAGGAGGUGCAGGAGGGUUAUGAGGCGGGGACCAAUGAGAAUGGAGAGAUCACCCAGGUGGCCAUCCAGGACUACGAGAGGGCAGAAGGCUUCAGUGUGUUGGAACAGGUGGAACAAGCUACAGAGGAGAUCCACAGCACCGGACCUGAAUACAGGUACAGCCAAUCACAUCAGUCAGCUACAACACCAUGGUCUCGCCAGGGUUGUGUUCAGUAGGGCAAUGGGAAAACAAAAAACCUCUGCUCUCAUUGGACAAGUUCAGGUAGAACUUCCCUGUUUUCACUGUGUUCCCGUGUGUGUUGUUGUUGUGUUUUCAGCAGUGGCGAGGGGAGUCCCCAGCCCAUGGAGGAAGAGGAGGAGGGAACAGAAAUAGUCAGAGAGAACGGAGAGAAGUUCUACCUGACCUCCGGGCUAGGAGACGGGGUGCUGCAGCAGAACAGAGAGAAGUUCUACCUGACCUCCGGGCUAGGAGACGGGGUGCUGCAACAGGUCGAGGUAAGCCUAAAGAGAGCCACCACAUCCAUAGCUCUGUCUAUUCAUUUGAUCCAUGUGGUCAGGAUUGUGGCUUUUAGGUUCUGUUCAGUUGAACAGCCGAUGGCUGAGAGGUCAUCAGAGUGGCCAUUAGUACGGUUUCGCCACGUUUUUUGUCGUCCCAGACACAUUUUCACGAUCGGGGUGAAAUCCUGUGAACUCGCGUAGUUUGAGCUGGUCAAGGACGCACCGAUGAUGGCUGUUCCGUUCUCCAGACCCCUGUCGGAUGUCCCGAUUUUUGAAAUUUUCUGACAUGUCAGAAAUGUUGGUUGUGCAAUUUGUAGUCUGAACAGUGCUACGACGCAAUUGGGCAACGGCUACUGACAAUAGCCAAUGAGCACUCAGCAUGUGAGACCAAAAUGAUGAUGGUGAAGAGGAAAGCAGCAGCAACAACAACAACAACAACAACACGCACCGUGAGGACAGAGGGGAUGGGAGACAGACUGGUGGCGCUGUGGAGAGAACACAGCUGCCUUUUCAAUAUCAAACGUUUUAUAUGACCUCUAAUUCACUCUGUAGAAUAGAAAGUCCAUAUUGUCCUCGUCUGCCCAACCAUUGGCUGGUCCAUAUUCUCCGCCGCCGUCUCUUUUUUGAUGAUAAUAACAACCGAGAAACGCAGGGCAGGAUAAACUAGGGAGCACCCACGUCCUGGGGUUGAGGAUGGACGGAAUGAAAGAUUUGGGACAAGGAAAUGUGAGCAAGUCCAAGUUGUUAAGAUUUUAGAAGUCAUGUAGUGUAUGGCCUGUAUUAGGCUGCAGAAAGCCGUCUCAUCCUCCCUCUGUCUGAGGCCCCAGGUUCCCCCACCCCAGAAGUCUGCUGUCUGAUAAGUCUCAUCUUUGUGCUCUUUCUUUCUUUCUUUCUUUCUCCAGCUGAGCAGUGAGGCCCCAGGUUCUCCCUCCAUGGUGGGUUCCCCCCAGCAGAACCAGCUCAACCCUAAGAGGUUCUCCUGUCGUAUCUGCAUGGAGUCGUUCCAUGGCCGCAGUGACAUGGAGAACCACAAGAGGGCCCACAUCGACCCCUCCACCUUUAAAUGUCCCGACUGUGACUUCACUGCCUCCUCCUGGCCAGUUGUCAAGGUGGGGGGACUAUCUUUUAUCAGCUCUGAGACAUUUGAAUCUCAUGGUGAAUCAUCUUGAUUUCUCUCAUCCUCUUUCCUUGCCUCCUUGAGGAGAAUAUCUGAGGGAUGAAACGUUCUCCUCCAAUGCCUUUUCAGAACGAGACUAG